AUGAAAAGGAGACGCACUGAAGUCGAUGACCAUACAGACGGGGAAUCUUCCCCGAAGUAUGCGAAGAGAUCCAUAGAGGACACAUUGGCCUCCUCGAGCACAGCAUCCCGCGGGGAUAAUGGAGCCCCCGCCGACCACGAGGGCGAUGCCCUCGAGAUCAACACUGACACAUCAAGCAAGACCGACUUCGAGGACGAUCUCCCCGAAGACGGAUCAAUACCCGACACUGUCCCAGUGUCGAAACAAGAGCUUCUGCCAUCGCAGCCGACGUCCCCCGCACACGAUAAUGGAGGAUCAAGGCAGGCACCUUACAUGUCCACUCCUUGGAACUGCCACAUCUGCUUAGAAGGCUUCCAUCGGGAGAAAGAGCGCAAGAACCACUGCCUGACAGACAAGCAUGCCAGGCGAGAGGCCGAGAUUGGAGACAUCCAAGGAGACAUCAAGGGCCCAAGGCCUUUCAAGUGCGAGGAGCAUGGUUGCCAAAAGGCGUUCGGCCGAAAAGACGCGCUGAUGAGGCAUAGACGGGAGGUGCACAAGAUUCUAGAUCAAUCAGCGAAGAAGCCAAGGGCAACGGCGAGGGCGCAGGUGAAGGCCAAGGGGACGAAAGCGGGGGCGAAGACGACGAAGGCGAGGACGAGGACGAGGACAAAGACGGAGAGAAGCGCGAAGAACAAGUGA
Heterobasidion irregulare TC 32-1 is the source of this 678-nucleotide messenger RNA. RefSeq lists its product as uncharacterized. The transcript has a single exon. Bases 1 to 678 code for a protein of 225 amino acids. The record is from RefSeq and is a predicted model, not a curated record. NCBI's taxonomy places the organism in Eukaryota, Fungi, Basidiomycota, Agaricomycetes, Russulales, Bondarzewiaceae.